AAAAUCGAGAAGAAAAGCCAUGGCUAAACAACUCCAUCUUCUUUCCAAGUUGCCAGUCACUCCUCCACUCAACCACUUGACUGUCUGUCUCUCCCUAUGUACGGACUCAUCAAACGGCAACGACCUUUUUCAAGAACAACGCAAUGAAGUAGUUCGCAAACUCCGAAUCCUCCUCCAACAAAACCGCACUGGAACCGCUCAAAAUCUCCUUAAAUCCCUCCUCAAAGAUUCUCCCUUCUCUUCGCCUCAUGAACUCUUCUCUCUUUUCUCUAUUUCUUCGCCCCCCUUAAAACCCAUUUUCUCCAAUAUGUUGUCAGUUCUAUCCUCCGCUAAAAUGCCCGUUGAAGCUACACAACUUUACUAUUCUCUUCGAAAAGGUAUUUUUCCUUCUUUAGCUUCUCUCAGUGCUUUGCUUGAAUGUUUGGUGAAUUGUAAUCAAUUUGAUAAGACUCUUGAAUUGUUUGGGGAGAUUGUAGGGUCGGGUUUUCGACCCGAUAGGUUUACUUAUGGUAAAGCUGUUCAAGCCGCGGUGAAAUUGGGUGAUUUGGAUAGGGGUUUUGAGAUUGUUGAGUCUAUGAGAGAAGGAGUGAGUCCUAAUGUAUUUGUUUAUAAUGUUUUGAUUAGUGGGUUGUGUAAGAAGAAAAUGCGGGAUGCGGGGUUUUUUGAUGAAAUGUGUAGGAGAAAAUUGGUGGCAACGAGGGUUACCUAUAAUACGUUGGUUGAUGGGUAUUGUAAAGUUGGGGAGUUGGAGAAGGCUUUUGAACUGAGAGAAAGAAUGAAGAUUGAGAAUGUGGAGGCGAAUUUGGUUACUUACAAUUCUUUACUUAGUGGCCUUUGCAGGGCGAAGAAGAUGGAAGAGGCGAAAAGGGUUUUCAAGGAAAUGAAAGAUCAUGGUUUUGUGCCUGAUGGGCACAGUUGUAGGAUCCUUUUUGAUGGGUUAUUAAGGAGUUGUGAUGGGGAGGGUGUGAUGGCUUUGUAUGAAGAAGCGUGUGGGAGAGGUGUUAGGAUUGAUAGUUAUACUUGUAGCAUUUUGUUGAAUGCAUUAUGUAAAGAAGGCAAGGUUGAAAAGGCGGAGGAAAUUUUGGAGAAGGAAAUGGAAAAUGGGCUUGUUCCGGAUGAGGUUAUGUUUAACAAAAUUGUGAAUGGGUAUUGUCAAAGGGGCGACAUGAAUAGAGCUAAUUUGACCGUUGAACGGAUGGAAAAUCGUGGGUUGAGACCGAAUUGCAUUACUUUCAAUUCUUUGAUUGACAAGUUUUGUAAAAUGAGAGAGAUGGAUAAGGCAGAGAUAUGGGUGAAGAAAAUGGUGGAUAAGGGUGUUUCUCCAAAUUUAGUUACACAUAACACCCUGAUUAAUGGCUAUGGACGGACGGGCCUUUCUGAUAGGUGCUUCCAGAUUCUUGAAGAAAUGGAAAAUAAUGGGUUAAAGCCAAAUGUUGUAAGCUACGGUUCUCUCAUAAAUUGCAUGUGCAAGGAUGGGAAGCUUCUCGAAGCUGAAAUAGUCCUCAGGGAUAUGGAAGGCAGAGGGACAUUUCCUAAUGCUCAAAUAUAUAACAUGCUUAUUGAUGGUAGCUGCACAGUGGGGAGGAUUAAAGAUGCUUUCAGGUUUCUUGAUGAGAUGGUGAAAAGUAAAAUUGGUCCAACACUUGUAACUUAUAAUGCCCUAAUUAAUGGCCUUUGCAAAAUGGGAAGGUUAAUGGAAGCUGAAGACUUGCUUCUCCAAAUAAGUAAAAGUGGUCUUAGUCCGGAUGUGAUUACAUAUAACUCACUGAUCUCAGGGUAUUCUACUACAGGAAAUGCUCAAAAAUGUCUUGAGCUAUACGAAAAUAUGAAGAAGUUGGGCAUUAAACCUACUCUAAAGACUUAUCAUCCUCUUAUUAGUGGAUGCAGCAAAGAGGGAACUGUAGCUGUAGAGAAACUAUUAAGUCAAAUGUUACAGACUAAUUUGGCUCCUGAUCUACCUGUGUAUAAUGCACUCAUUCACUGUUAUGUACAGCAUCGAGAUCUUCAAAAGGUAUUGGCAUUGCAUAGUGAAAUGGUGGACCAAGGAAUUCGUCCAGACAACUUGACUUAUAAUAGCUUGAUUUUUGGAUUCUUAAAAGAGGGAAAAUUAUCUGAAGUAAAAGAUCUUGUCAAUUCCAUGAAGGCCAGAGGAUUGAUCCCUAAAGCUGACACAUACAACAUACUGAUUAAGGGAUAUUGUGAAAUUAAGGAUUUUGGUGGAGCAUACAUUUGGUACAGAGAGAUGCUUGAGAAUGGUUUCCUCCCCAGUUUUGGUAUAUGCAAUGAACUUACCAGUGGUCUUAAACGGGAUGGCAGGUUGGAAGAGGUCCAGAUUAUAUGCUCUGAAAUGAGUGCUAAAGGAAUUGAUGAUUGGAACAUUACUGAGGAUCUUUCUGCUGCUGCCAAAAUGUAGAGUGAUACUUGGUGUGAUUUAGUACUCAUGACCUCGAUUUAUUAAGCUCUCAAGGAAAGCAGGAAAUGCAGCUGCAUAAAGCACUAUGAUUACUUGGAAAUUCUUGAUGCUUAUGCCCAACCUGGCCCUGAUUUUCUCUGGUGCACCAUCUCUCUUGUUCUCAAUCCAGAAUUUCUUUUGGUUCAGACUUAGCUGGAAAUUUUGGUAUGAAUAUUCUUGCUUAAUUCACAGUCAAGUAUUUUGUGUUUUCAAAAUCAUUGGAAUUCUUUGUAUUGUUGCACAUACCUGAAUCAAUGUUUAGUCGUCAGCAAUUCUUUCUUUUCU
This is a messenger RNA of Pistacia vera, 2737 nucleotides long. RefSeq names its product pentatricopeptide repeat-containing protein At5g12100, mitochondrial-like. Gene Ontology annotation, molecular function: protein binding. Lineage: Eukaryota; Viridiplantae; Streptophyta; Magnoliopsida; Sapindales; Anacardiaceae. The record is from RefSeq and is a predicted model, not a curated record.